AUGGCUAGCUACCUCAGAGAGCAUAAAAUCAAACUUGCAGGGUUAGUGGAAACAAGAGUUAAAGAACCAAAAGCCAAAGAGAUUAUAAAUAGAAUCACUCCAAGAUGGGAUCAUGCAAAUAACUACACUAAAGCUGUUAACGGUAGGAUCUGGCUGCUAUGGGACCCAAAUGUUUAUGAAGUCCAAGUUCUUGCUCAAGAAGCACAGCUUAUUCAUUGCAAUGUAGUGAACAGACAGAUGCAAAUGGAGUGUGACAUGACCAUCAUUUAUGGGUAUAAUACAAUUGAGCAGAGGAAAGAGUUAUGGGACCAACUUAGCAGGUUGUCUACACAAUGCUCAAAACCAUGGAUUCUAUGGGGGGACUUUAAUACUAUCUUAUACACUCAAGAUAGAGUCUAUGGAGCUGCUAUCUCAAAUGCAAAGAUCAGGGAUUUUUCAGACUGUGUACAAAACCUGAUGGUUACUGAACUGCCCUGGCAAGGUGAUUAUUACACAUGGUCCAACAAACAACAAGGUGGUAAUAAAGUGUGGAGUAGAAUUGAUAGGGCACUGGGGAAUUUAGACUGGAUGAUGAUAUAUGGGCACUUGACAAUAGAAUAUAACCUACCUCACAUUUCAAACCAUGCUCCAAUGAUGAUAAGGACCAAUCAGACAAUUCCCUAUAGCAAAUCUCCUUUCAAAUUCUUUAAUGUAUGGCUAAAUAACUCUGAAUUUAAAGGGGUUACUACAAGAAUCACUCAAACAAGGUUGGAUCUCAAAUAUGUACAAACUAUGAUCAACAUUCAAUACUCAGAUGCACUGGCUAAUGAGGAGAAACAAAUCCUACAGCAACUAGAGAAGUGGACCUUGAUUAAGGAGAGCAUAAUCCAACAAAAAUCAAGAGUAUCUUGGAUAAAACUGGGAGAUUCAAACACUAGUUACUUCUUUGCGGUCUUGAAAGAAAGGAAACAGAGGAAACAAAUCAAAGAACUGGAGGCAAUAGGGGGAGGAAAGCUGAUUGAUGCUGUAGACAUUAAAGAAGAGAUAAUUCUUUUUAUAAAUCACUAA
This is a messenger RNA of Lycium ferocissimum, 1047 nucleotides long. RefSeq lists its product as uncharacterized. Lineage: Eukaryota; Viridiplantae; Streptophyta; Magnoliopsida; Solanales; Solanaceae. The coding region runs from base 1 to 1047 and encodes 348 amino acids. The record is from RefSeq and is a predicted model, not a curated record. The transcript has 2 exons.